Molecule: messenger RNA, 1623 nt
Organism: Coffea eugenioides
Lineage: Eukaryota; Viridiplantae; Streptophyta; Magnoliopsida; Gentianales; Rubiaceae
Product: beta-amyrin 28-monooxygenase-like
Exons: 3
Coding region: 69-1505 (478 amino acids)
Biological process (GO): sterol metabolic process
Molecular function (GO): heme binding; oxidoreductase activity, acting on paired donors, with incorporation or reduction of molecular oxygen; iron ion binding
Source: RefSeq, a predicted model, not a curated record
GCUAGUACAGUUCUACUUGCUCUAGUCGUAAACUCCUCCAUCUUUCUUAGCAAGUGUUGAGAACAAAAAUGGAGGAUUUUUUGCUCUAUUCCCUUUACACCAUUUUAGCCCUGUUGGUUCCUCUUUAUCUUUACUUGUUGACAAGAAAACCAAAGUUCAACAAAAGCAAACUGCCUCCAGGGAAUAUAGGAUGGCCAGUUCUUGGGGAAAAUGUAGACUUUGCCCGCGGAGGCCCUCGGAAAUUUAUCGAGGAGAGAAUGAGCAAAUACUCGUCCCAAGUUUUCAAAACCUCCUUCAUGGGGGAGAAAGUUUCCGUAUUCUGCGGCCCUGCUGGGAACAAAUUCUUGUUCUCCAACGAAGACAAGGCUGUUACUUCAUGGUUGCCACGAUCAAUGAGGAAAGCUUUGCUCUUCCCCUCUUAUGUGGACGCACCAUUGAAAGAAGUAGGCGCCCUUCAGCACAGCUUUUUGCAUGAAAUCCUCAAACCUGAAGCUCUAAAGAAGUACAUCCCGGUCAUGGACGCCAUGGCCCGUAAACAUCUGGAUGCCGAAUGGGCUCCUUUCGAAGAAGUCAAGGUUUACCAUCUAGCCAAGAAGUACACUUUUGCACUGGCAUGCAGAUUGUUCUUGAACAUUGAAGAUCCUGAGCACGUUAAGAGAUUGUCUGAUCCAUUUGCCCGCGUGAUGAACGGGUUAUUCUCCAUCCCACUUGACUUUCCCGGAACAGCUUACAACGGUGCUAUUAAAGGAGGGAACAAAGUACGUGAAGAGCUGCUGAAGAUCGUUACAAAUAGGAAGAAAGAGCUAAUGGAAGACGAGUCCUCUGCAGGAAGAGACCUGUUAUCUCGCAUGAUUCUUGUCAAGGAUGAAGGUGGCAAGUUAAUGAACGAAAUGGAGAUCUGCAAUAACAUCGUUGGUCUUUUGGUUGCCAGCUUUGACACAACAAGUUGCGCGGUCACCUUUGUGCUGAAAUAUCUCUCGGAGCUUCCACACAUCUAUGAGAAGGUUUACCAAGAAAUCAUGGAGAUUGCAGAGUCCAAAGGUCCAGACGACCUCUUGAGUUGGGAGGAUAUCCAGAAGAUGACCUACUCAUGGAAUGUAGGGCGUGAAUCAUUAAGGCUAACUCCGCCAGCUCAAGGAUCCUUUAGAGAGGCAAAAACGGAUUUUGACUAUGCUGGUUUCACCAUUCCAAAAGGGUGGAAGACAUUUUGGAGUGUGUAUUCGACACAUCGAAAUCCCAAACACUUUGCAAAUCCAGACGUAUUUGAUCCUUCAAGAUUUGAAGGAAGUGGACCAGCACCAUUCACUUUCAUUCCCUUUGGAGGAGGACCUAAGAUGUGUCCUGGAAAAGAAUAUGCACGGCUGGAGAUCCUAGUGUUCAUGUAUAAUGUGGUGACAAGAUUCAAGAUGGAGAGGCUAAUUCCUGAUGAGAAGAUCAUAAACCUGGCAUCUCCUACUCCUGUCAAUGGUCUCCCUGUUCGACUCCAACGCCGCCGCAAUGCCUGAAUUUUAUGCAUUUAAGUAAUUGGUAUUCUAUAUUUUCUGAUUUUUGGGAUGAGAAUUUGUUCUAGUUUAGGGUGUUUUUUUUUUUUUGAGACUUACAAUAAGAGACUCAAUUGCAAUA